GCAGUUCCCGAUGAAGUGAUCGGACUGGCCAAGGAUGUACAGAUCAACCUGAGGCACUUCUGGCUGCAAGCUGACAACCUUGAGCUGCAGAGAAACAAGGGAAGCAGGUAGCUUUGAAACUGGCCCAGAUGGCCGAGCUCGUUCGGAGGGAAAGGAGCAACGACCUGGUGAGAGUGGCGGAGACUCCCCGGAGACCUGUGGAGCAGGAGAUGAAGAAGUUUGGCUGUUAAAGCAGUUUGGUCACAGAGGGCUCCAACAGAAAACUGCACCAGGACAACACCCCAGCGAGCCGCCCGCAGGCUCGAGUUCUGCUUGACAUGGCCCUGCUCUACUAGACCUGCCAUGACAGCAUUUUUUCCCAGUGUUCCCAACUGGAUUCAAGAUGCAAAGCAGGAGGAGGAAGAGACAGCCUGGAAAUUAGUCCCCAGACCAAGAGGUGAAGAGACCGAAAGUCAGGGAAAAUGCCAGUGUGAACUAUCGGAGCCCUCCUUCCCUCACGUGGACAAGCUGAGAACUCACACGCUUUCCCAUUCGGAGCAGAGACCCUACAACUGCCCCCAGCUGCACUGUGGCAAGGCCUUUGCUUCCAAGUACAAGCUCUAUAGGCAUAUGGCCACGCACUCUGCUCAGAAGCCUCACCAGUGCAUGUACUGUGAGAAGAUGUUUCACCGGAAGGACCACCUUCGGAACCACCUCCAGACCCACGAUCCCAACAAGGAGGCCCUGCACUGCCCCGAGUGCGGCAAGAACUACAACACCAAGCUGGGCUUCAGGCGACACCUGGCCAUGCACGCGGCUGCCAGCGGUGAUCUCAGCUGCAAGGUGUGCCUGCAGACCUUUGAGAGCACCCAGGUCCUGCUGGAGCACCUCAAAGCUCACUCCAGGCGGGCGUCCGGCGGGGCGAAGGAAAAGAAGCAUCCGUGUGACCACUGCGAUCGGCGCUUCUACACCCGGAAAGACGUGCGGAGACACUUGGUGGUGCACACGGGCAGGAAGGACUUCUUGUGCCAGUACUGUGCUCAGAGGUUUGGGAGGAAAGAUCAUCUGACCAGGCACAUGAAGAAAAGCCACUCCCAGGAACUGCUGAAGAUUAAGACGGAGCCAGUUGACAUGUUGGGUCUGCUCAGCUGCAGCUCCUCUGUCGCAGUGAAGGAAGAGCUGAGCCCCGUCCUGUGUAUGGCAUCCAGAGACAUGAUGGGUGGUAAGAGCUUCCCUGGCAUGCUGCCUGUGGGCAUGUACAGCACGCAUCUUCAAACCAUGCCAAGCUCAGGCAUGCCCCAUUCUUUGGUUCCUAAUUCUCUUCCAAUGGGAAUGAGCUAUCCUCUGGAGUCUUCUUCUCCCAUCUCCUCCCCACCGCAACCUCCUCCAAAGUAUCAGCUUGGAUCUACCUCAUAUUUGCCUGAGAAACUACCCAAAGUAGAGGUGGACAGCUUUUUGUCAGACUUCCCUGGCAGCCUGUCUCUCUCAUCUGGUGAGCCUCAGUCCUCUUCGCCUCAGCCACCUGCCCUGGACGAGGCUUUGCUUUCCAAGAGCCCUGCUAACCUCUCAGAGGCUCUCUGUGCUGCUAACAUGGACUUUUCUCAUCUUCUUGGCUUCCUCCCCCUAAAUCUUCCUCCUUGCAAUCCACCUGUGUCGUCGGGGGGAUUGGUCAUGGGCUACUCGCAGGGGGAGGCGCAGCCACUGCUCACCACUUUGCAACAUCAACCUCAAGAGUCUCCCGGAGCUGGGGCCUCGCUGAACUUUGGGCCCCUUCAUUCACUGCCCCCCGUCUUCACCUCCAGCUUGAGCACAACCACGCUGCCACGGUUCCACCAGGCAUUCCAAUGAGCUGGAAAUAGCACUGGAGAACAGAUCUUUCAGCCACCCUUUUGUGGAGAUGGAGAGCCUUAAACACGCACAACUCUUCCUUCCCUGGGGGUGUGAAAGCUCUGCAGAGCUGGGUCAGACGGGAGGUUUCUGAUCUCGGAGGGAGCACUUGUAGACUGGAACAGCUGAUAUCCCGUGUGAGUCCCAGUCCUGUACAGAGGAAUAGACUGGAUAUAUUUUAUCUAAUUUUUAAUCUGUGAAUCAGGAGCCGCGCUUAGCACUGACCUUCCCUGAGAAUCCUGGAGCUAUGUUCCUCUCUGGGAAGGGACUGUCCCUGAGGAGGAGUUGAGGCUCUUUCAUCUUGGGCUAAACUUUUGAAGAGUCCAGCUUCCAUUUCAUGUUAUCACACUGCAAUUCUGGCAAACCAGCCAACACCUCCACAUGGAGAAGAAGUCAGGAUACCCUCUCUGUAUGAAGCCAAUGGGGAAGAGGCUGUCCUUCCCCACUACCUCUCAUCCCAUCACCCAACACAGCUUACUCCACAUCAGUGUUAAGCAACAAGCCCGUUUACAUAGUGAAUUCAGCGUGGUCACCUCAUUCUUCUUCAGGAGCCAUUAGGUUAAACUUGUUACAGUGAACAUUGUUUACACAAUACAAAUCUGUUUCUGCCAGCCAUUACAAAAAUAGGAGGCACCAGAAUACACUGGCUUCAUCUCUGGUGUAGCUAGAACACUGUUUACACAACGAAGUCAGGUUGCACUGAUUUCUCUUCACUUACCAUGUUCUUCCCCCAUGGGGAAAUACACUGCUUUCGGACCACUUCAGCCUCUGCCCCUGUAGGCAGCAACUUCCCACCUUUUCAUGCUGGCUGUUCCAUGUGAAGGGGAUGGAGCAGCUCUCACAGCUUAGCUUGGUGUGUGGUGUAUGGACAGAGCCCUCUUAAAUAUCUCCCCCAGGAAAAGAGAUCUGGAAACCAAAGCAUGUGAGAGAGCUGGGUGAGGAGCUCAGGACAUCGAGCACUGGCGGACCAGGCGUGGGUGAGAACAGGCUGCAGGCCCUGCUCCCUGGGUUCCCUUGGGAUGAGGAACAGAGUAUGAACUUCUGGGGUUUGGGGUUAUUUACCAUAGCCAUUCAGCGAGGUCAGCACCCUUUUUGGCUUAUCCAGGAAGCAGUCUCGAGGUAUAUUUUGACCUCAAUGGUGGUAACAUCCAGAAAUCGAGGAAAAAUUGGUCCCACCUUCAUGUACACACUGUCAGUGUAUCUGAAGCAUUUUCCCCAACACCAGUAGUUCUAACAGAUGCAAGGGUUUUGGCCUGCAGUCACCCUUUCGCUUUGGAUUUGGUUCCACUGGCCUUUUUUGUUCUCUCCUUCUCGAGCCUUCCCUCCUGAAGUUAAAAGUCCUCUAUCCCUUGCUCCCUGCCCCACCUCUUAAACUCUUCCAUGGGCUGACUACCUACCAGGGCAGAAGUGUUACACUGGGAAGUGGCAGCCAGCUACUGAUGUCCUUUAGCAUCUGCAUUGUCUCCUGCUCCCCUUUUCCUGGGCACUUGUACUGCAGAUGGGGACAUACGGAGGUCACUCACUGUGCAUUGAUGCAUGUUGAUGUCUAUGGACAGGGAGAUCUUCAUACCUCAGCAUGGGGGAACCAUUGUAGGUCAAUAUAAACCAGGAAAUCUGUUAAUAUUGUUCUCCAUAAAUCUAGAAGAUGCAAAAUCUACCUCUACUCUGUUAGCUCCUUGGGCAAAGCCAGAUGCUGUCCUCCCUCACCUCCCCAGAGAACAUCCCCUUCAGUCGAUGCAGAUUCCUUCCUGCUGAGCCAUGAUCCCACCGUGUGACAUCAGCCAGGCCUCAUUCGGUCACAGGCUUGUCCCUCUUCUGUUUUACUCCAGAAUUUUAUUUUUAAUUUAGCUUAGUAAUUCUUCCCAGAAUGACUCUUUAGCGAUCCAUUGAUUCUCCAGAACAUAGAUCGGUUGUUUUAGGUUAGCCAGCAAUGCUGCAAAUAAGACUUUUGUAUCAAAAUGUAAUAUAAGAUUUAUUUACCUCAGCAAUAUCCUGUGGCAAUGAUCUCCCCGAGUUGAAUGCAGUACUUUUUUCCUUUUCUCCACUGGAAAAUGUUGCCUUUCCAAGUCCAAUGAGUGCCUUCUUGUUCUCUAACCUAGCAAAGGUAAACAGGGCAUUGCAGCCAGUCUGUUUACCGGCAUUGAAUACCUCAGGCCUGUCUUCUAUUGCUUUGCUCUUUGCAAAUUAAAAGAGUUUCACACUGUUACCAAUUAUAUGCAAGCCUUAUCCCUGUCUUGAGUUGAGAGGAUUAUUAUUUUUUUGAGAAAUAAAUGGUCAGAACUGAUCACUCACUGCCAGUGAGGAUUAUCAGAUUUAUGCAAUGCCAUCACACACCUUCUCCCAUGCAGAACAUUCAGCUUUCUUGCUUUCUGCCUGCAUUGUACUCUGAACAGAUGUCAUCACUGGAAUUCCUUUAGCAGUGGUAGCUAAACUUAGAGCCAGGCAUCUUUUUCCUACCAGUAGUCUGUCAAAGAAUAAAUGGAAUUCAUUUUG
This is a messenger RNA of Lepidothrix coronata (blue-crowned manakin), 4359 nucleotides long. It is a transcript of the gene PLAGL2, whose product is annotated as PLAG1 like zinc finger 2. The transcript has 4 exons. Lineage: Eukaryota; Metazoa; Chordata; Aves; Passeriformes; Pipridae. Bases 343 to 1827 code for a protein of 494 amino acids. Gene Ontology annotation, cellular component: nucleus. The record is from RefSeq and is a predicted model, not a curated record.